CUUAGCUGGAAGCUAGAUUCUGUGGGUGGAUUCGAGCUGGAUCAAUCCCAAUCGACCCCCUUCUGCUUCCCUUAUAAAUACCUCAUUCUUUCUGCUAUCCGUAUCCAAUUAUCCAACACUCCAAUCGACAACCAACAUAGUUCUCCUUCACCUGCUACUGCUUUAACAGUAUGGCAGUGACCAUAGUAGCUCUAGCUUCGCUCACCUGCUUCUGUUUUUCCGCCUUGCUCCUGCUCUUUUCCUUCUUUCAUGGCCUUCGCAGGCGGUGCAGCAAGCUACCAUUACCUCCUGGCUCCAUCGGUUGGCCAUACGUUGGAGAGACCUUCCAACUCUACUCCCAAAAUCCCAAUGUCUUCUUUUCUCAGAAGCAAAAGAGGUUCGGGUCUAUCUUCAAAAGCCACAUAUUGGGGUACCCUUGUGUAAUGCUCACGAACCCUGAAGCUGUUCGGUAUGUGUUAACUCAAUCUCGGCUGUUCAAGCCAACUUUUCCUGCGAGCAAAAUGAGGAUGCUGGGGAGGGAGGCACUGUUCUUCCACGAGGGCGACUACCAUGCCAAAUUGAGGAAGUUGGUCGUCAGAGCCAUCUUGCCGGAAUCGCUCUCGAAGAAGGUUCCGGAAAUCAAUUCCAUAGCGUUAGACUCUCUGAAGUCUUGUGAUGGUCGAUCAGUAAUUGCCUUCCAUGAGAUGAAAAGUUACGCCUUCAACGUUGCACUGCUUUCCAUUUUUGGAAAGGACGACUGCUUCGACAGGGAAGAGCUGAAGCGACUGUACUACGUGUUGGAGAAGGGAUACAACUCCAUGCCCAUCAAUCUGCCCGGAACUCUCUUUCACAAGGCCAUGAAGGCGAGGAAGCAACUAAGCGCGAUCGUGGCAGCAAUCCUUCACAACAGAAGGGAGAAGGCAGAGCAGCAUAAUGAUCUGCUCAGUUCGUUCAUGAGCGAGAAAGCAGCUCUUACUGAUGCUCAGAUUUCAGACAACGUUAUCGGUAUGAUCUUUGCAGCCAGAGAUACAACCGCCAGCGUUCUGACAUGGAUCCUCAAGUAUUUGGCAGAAAAUCCCUCCGUCCUUAAAGCAGUCACAGAAGAGCAGGAGGGAAUAAGGAGGGCCAAAUUGAACGGUGAUGGAGACGAAGGUCUAACAUGGGCAGAUACAAGAAGCAUGCCCCUAACAUCUCGGGUGAUAAUGGAAACGAUGAGAGUUGCCAGCGUUCUGUCAUUUACAUUUAGAGAAGCUGUGGAGGAUGUUGAAUAUGAAGGAUACCUGAUUCCAAAAGGAUGGAAAGUCCUACCCUUGUUCAGGAACAUCCACCACAAUCCUGAAAUCUUUCCUGAUCCUGAGAAAUUCGAUCCUUCAAGAUUUGAGGUUGCUCCCAAAGCUCAUAGCUUUUUACCAUUCGGAAAUGGAAUCCACUCUUGCCCUGGGAACGAGUUGGCGAAGCUGGAGAUCUUGGUGCUCCUUCAUCACAUAACCACAAAGUACAGGUGGACCUUUUUGGGAUCCCAAAGUGGAAUUCAGUAUGGCCCAUUUGCACUCCCUCAGAAUGGGCUGCCCAUUCAGUUGUCCUCAAAAGACACGCCAUGAAUGACAUGGAUUCUGCAGAGUGCACUGUGCAGACAACCUGGAUGUUGCAAACCUCCAAGGGAAAAAGGUCCAGUUAAAAAGUGGAACCAGGAAAUACAGUCUGAGAGAGGGCUCUGCCUGACUUUCAGAGCCCCAAAAGUAGUGCUCCAUCGUUCAAGGAAACAGAAAAUGAUAAGAAGAACCAACCAUUCAUAAAAGGAAGCGGUCCUGCUCCUUCCAGGAAAGGGCCACAAAAAAGGAGGGAAGAAAAGCAGUUUUGGGUACACUGCCAUAGCUCAACUGCAAGGAGAUUAUAGUGUAUAAAUAUUAUUUCCACUUUGAGAGAAUAAUAACAAUUACUAAUCUACAACUAUUUCAGCCUAACAUAAUCAGUCGACAGAGAGAGAGAGAAACUCUGGAUGGGGACUAGAUGUGGCUCUGAAUGUAAAUCUGAAAUUUCUUUUCCAAUCAUUGCAUGUGGAAAAGAUUGUGUAGCUCUUCAAAGUCCAAACUCUGUUCUCUUUC
Molecule: messenger RNA, 2084 nt
Organism: Nymphaea colorata (pocket water lily)
Lineage: Eukaryota; Viridiplantae; Streptophyta; Magnoliopsida; Nymphaeales; Nymphaeaceae
Product: abscisic acid 8'-hydroxylase 3-like
Exons: 7
Coding region: 171-1580 (469 amino acids)
Biological process (GO): abscisic acid metabolic process; sterol metabolic process
Molecular function (GO): heme binding; oxidoreductase activity, acting on paired donors, with incorporation or reduction of molecular oxygen, NAD(P)H as one donor, and incorporation of one atom of oxygen; iron ion binding
Source: RefSeq, a predicted model, not a curated record